CAGAGAGACAGAGAGAGAGAGAGGGAGGAAAAGGCGUUUCCACGUUGAGCAGCCGGUGACAGAGCAGCGGACAGCCGAGCGGACGGACCGAGAGCGGAACCAUCCUCCAGAACAGAACCGUUUCUCUGUCGUUAACCUCCGAACUGUGACUGACAGCUCGCCCCGCACCGUGUGUCCCCCUUUCACGGCCGCGUCCUCCAACACAACACGCCGGUGAACCGGACUGUCAUCCAUCACUGAACGACUCGGAAGCCGCCAAAAAAAAAAAAAAAAAAGUGAAACCGAAUCUUUUUUUCCGAGACCGACGGAGGAGCGGACCUGCAGUUUUUCCUCCCGUCUCACACACACACACACACACACACACACACUCAAGAGCUGCUGCUUUUUUUUUUCUGUGACAACCCAGAGGAGAUUGUAUCUUCCCCGCACACUCCCGCAUCUCUCCCCCUGUCUGUAGCUGACUCAUCCCUGCUGCUGCUGCUCGGGACCAUGGCGGAGUACAGCUCUCUGCUCAGCGACCUGUCUGAAAACAUCACCAACGAAGACUUGGAGCAGCUCAAGUCGGCCUGCAAGGAGGACAUCCCCGAGGACCAGAGCAACAACAUCACCUCCUCCAAGGAGUGGUUCAGCUACCUGGAGAAGAACGACAAGCUGGCCCAAGAUAAUCUGUCGUACAUCGAGCACAUCUUUGAGAUCUCGCGGCGACCGGACCUGCUGACGAGGGUGAUCGAGUACCGCACCACCGUGCUGAAGAUCUCCGAGGACGACGAAAUCGACACCAAGCUCACGCGCAUCCCCUCAGCCAAGAAAUACAAAGACAUCAUCCGCCAGCCCUCUGAAGAUGAGAUCAUCAAGUUGGCCCCUCCCCCUAAAAAAGUGUGAGGUCCAGACCCCGGGCCCUGGUCUUUGCAUCUUGAUUUCUCCACUUCCGGCACUCCAAUCAACCGACCAACCGUUUCCGACCGACCCCAUCACUCGCCCACCUCCCACCACACCCACCCACCGCACACACACACACAACCAG
Acanthopagrus latus (yellowfin seabream) is the source of this 1024-nucleotide messenger RNA. RefSeq names its product astrocytic phosphoprotein PEA-15. Lineage: Eukaryota; Metazoa; Chordata; Actinopteri; Spariformes; Sparidae. The coding region runs from base 490 to 882 and encodes 130 amino acids. The transcript has 4 exons. The record is from RefSeq and is a predicted model, not a curated record. Gene Ontology annotation, biological process: regulation of apoptotic process; MAPK cascade. Gene Ontology annotation, molecular function: protein binding.